Messenger RNA from Annulohypoxylon maeteangense, 2355 nucleotides. RefSeq lists its product as uncharacterized. Gene Ontology annotation, cellular component: transcription factor TFIIH holo complex; transcription factor TFIIH core complex. The record is from RefSeq and is a predicted model, not a curated record. Gene Ontology annotation, biological process: nucleotide-excision repair; transcription by RNA polymerase II; transcription by RNA polymerase I. The coding region runs from base 315 to 2264 and encodes 649 amino acids. Lineage: Eukaryota; Fungi; Ascomycota; Sordariomycetes; Xylariales; Hypoxylaceae. The transcript is spliced from 2 exons.
GUCUUCACAGAAACGACUCAUAAAUACCAGCUAGUACAUAAACCAAACGCAGUUGUUCAUUUCGAAUGUGGUCAUACGGAUGUUUUGUUGAACAUUUUCCAUCCCACGCUUAGGCGUUCCCUUUGCAUUCCUUUUCAUUUAGGGACCGUUGACUGAUGAGACGAUACAUGCAAAUAACGUUGCUGCAUUAAAGCUUCAAGAGAAACAUCGUGCAGCCUCCUUGGAGGCUGCUAUACUUGAAACAUUGGGCUCUCAUUUUUAUUUACAAUACGACAACCUUCACUUCGUCCCACUGCAUUAUCUUACCAUACAACAUGGCUCUCCCUACGGGCGCUGCUGCCUAUAAGAAAAAAGACGGCAUCCUCACACUCACUCCCGACCGAAAGAAUGUCAUAUGGACGCCAAACUCUGCACCAGGUGGUCCACCAUCUGUGUCGUUGUCCAUUUCAAACAUCACCAAUCUUCAGCAAACCCCCGAUAGUGCCGCUAAGGUUAUGCUAAAGAUUUUUGAUAAACCCCCUGGAAGCUCAGAUCCAUCUACUUAUUUAUUCCACUUCAAUUCUCCCUCGGAUCCAAGAGCGGAAGCCAAUGUGAUCAGAGAUCUUCUAUCCAAACUUCUUGUUGAGGUCAAGAAUAACGAUCCUAGUGUCCCACGUCCUGCUGCGCCUUCGGGAGGCUCAGGGGGCAGCGCCUCGGCAUCAAUAGCCUUCGCCAAUGCUGUGAACUCAAAGCCAACAAAGGCGCGUCUAUUCGACGACGACGCUUUGAAGAAUGACAUCACACUACAGCAAUCCCUUCUAAGGGCAGAUCGUACCCUUUCUCAGAUGUACAUGGAAGCUCGGAAGACGAAACCCGAAUCCAUGUCAGAUACGACGUUCAAUACUCAAUUCUGGUCUGCGAGGAUCAAUCUACUCCGAGCUCAUGCUAUUGAGAAUAACCAGAAGAAAGGCCCUUACAAUGUAUUGGCCCAAGUGAAACCUACCAUGGAGUCCAGUGCAGAUCCGAACAAGCCUAGUGAGCUGAAGAUCAAGUUUAGUGUCGAACAGAUUCAGAUGAUCCUUAACCAGCAUCCUCUGGUCAAGCGAAUCUACAACGAGAAUGUCCCACCCGUGAAGCAGAACGAUUUCUGGGAGCGAUUCUUCCUCAGCAAGCUGUCUAAGCAGUUAAGAGGAGAACGUGUUACCGAGCUUGAGAAACCCGACUCGCUCUUCGAUCAAUACGACGAAUAUGACGACAUCAAAGACUUCAAGAGCAAGCUCUUAUCUCAACACAUACCCCACAUCAUUGAUGUAGAAGGAAACGAAGAGAACCAGGGCGGCCUGAAGAGUGGAAACCGCAAAGAUAUCGAGAUGCGGCCAAGAGGUAGAAAGGAGGUACCUAUCAUUCAGACAUUGAACAGCAUUAGCGAGAAGCUACUUGCCAGUACUGCCUCGCGCGAAACCGAUCCUACGAUUCCGGUAGAGCCAGAAAAUGACACCUAUCGAGAGCUUGCCCUGCGUGAUCUUCGUGGGGAUGUUGAAGAAAGCCGUAUAAUUCUCAACAUCAAGGAACAGAGCAACUUCUUUUCGAGCAACACUGACACCAUCUCUGAAACAGCUUCAGUCUACGAGAAACAAAAACCAUCUAAGGUACUUAAGGAUGUACAGGGCGAUUUAAAGGGCCUCGGCCAGUACAGUGCUGGUGGUGUUGAUCUCCAUUCGUCGCUAGGUAUUGAUGAUGAUAGUGAAAGCGACGAAGAGGGACAGAAGCCGGCUCAUGUUGGAUCAAGAGCAUCACGAAAGACUGCGCAAAAGCAAAUACUCGACAGUAUGGCGCAGCAACGAGCUCAGCACUUUAGCCAGGACUCAGAUGAGACAUCGCCGAUGGGAUUGACUCCAGACAUGACCCAGACCUGCAACCUAACCCAUGCCACCACUAUAGAAUUCAUCAGGCAAUUCUGGUCCGCGUUCCUCUCGGGCGACCCUGAUCGAGCUGUUGAACUCGGGUAUUCGGUCGAGGCCCUUAAACGAUCUAAGGACAGAAUUAAUGCCGUCGCCGAGGAGGCUGAGCAGGUACGAGAGCAGCUGAUCAAGAAAAGAAAGGAGGAAAUCUACCAGAUCUACGAACGUACGAAGAGAAAGAUCAAGUUCAAUUCUAAGGCUAUUCGUGGUGGUAGACAUGCUGUCUUGACGCUCAUGGAACCUGCAAUCGAGUCCAUAGACCAUGCCAUAAACGAGUACCAGAAGGCAUUAACGGCGGAAGGAAUUCAGGCUAGCACGGAGUGAUGAGAUAAUUGCAUGGGCAUUCGGCGUUCUGGUUAGGAGGCCAGGAAAAUACAUUGCAUGGAACCCCUUAUGAUAGGGUAGACUAAUGAUA